AUGCAUGUCAGUGGUGAUGCGGAAAGAGCAAUUUUGGGAUUAGCUUCGAAAGGUGUAAUGUAUGCAGCUGCCUUGAAGAUGAUUAAAGAACAAUUUGGACAACCAAGCAUAAUUGCCUGUGCAUUAGUCAACAACGUCGCCAAAGGAGAGAAAAUCAGUAGAAGUCACAGGAAGAAAUUGCGAGAGUUCUCAAUUGACCUUAUCAAUUGCAUGGCCACGAUGAAAUGCAUUGGAUAUACAGCAGAUAUCAAUGCCAACGAGAAUUUACAAAAGAUCAUCACACGCUUACCAGACCACAUGAUUGAAAGGUGGAAAGUCUUUGUGGCAGAUAUUUGUGAGGUCAGACACCUAAAGUAAGUCAUAUAAGUGAAUAUGUGAGAGAGUAAAGGCAGAGUUUGAUCCUGAUUUAGGUGACCUACAAAGAGAUUCAAAACCCCCAAGAAGUGACCAUCCACCGAGAAGAGGCAUCUACGCUGUCAGGCGUGAUUCAAACAGAUUGCCAAUGAAAUGUUACGUGUGUGAAGAAGAGCACCAUACCAUUGAAUGCCCAGUAUUAGCAAAAGCCUCAGUUCUUGAAAGACUCAAACUAGCAAAGAAAACAAGAUUGUGUUUCUUGUGUUUGAAUCAUGGACACUCCAAGAAUGAUUGCCAGUCGAAGAAGAAAUGUGAAAAGAGCGAUUCGUGUCCUUACUUUCAUCAUCCUUUCUUACCUUCCAGUCCACCACCAGUUGCCUCAAUUCUAGAUAAAGCUAACAUGAUGCCUGUAAUCAGAGCCAGAUUCAGAGCCCCCAACGAUCGAGUUUGUGAAGGGAACAUGUUGAUUGACAGUGGUGCUGGAACGACAGUUAUUUGGAAGCUUUGUGAAAAAUGUCAGAUUGAAUGGAAAAAGAGAAUGGAUCGAUUUAGCAGUAGUUGGAGGAGAGAAAUUAGAGCAACCACACAGCCGAAGUGUGACCUUUUGGAUCUCUGCACUCAAAGGCGAUCAAGAGUUCAAAAUCGAAGCCCACAAGAUUGA
Paramuricea clavata is the source of this 1015-nucleotide messenger RNA. NCBI's taxonomy places the organism in Eukaryota, Metazoa, Cnidaria, Anthozoa, Malacalcyonacea, Plexauridae. The record is from the annotation of a GenBank genome assembly.